Molecule: messenger RNA, 1359 nt
Organism: Heteronotia binoei (common prickly gecko)
Lineage: Eukaryota; Metazoa; Chordata; Lepidosauria; Squamata; Gekkonidae
Gene: PIMREG
Product: PICALM interacting mitotic regulator
Exons: 5
Coding region: 267-1127 (286 amino acids)
Source: RefSeq, a predicted model, not a curated record
CUCCCUCCCUUGCUUUGGUCUCGCUAGGAUCCCUCCGACCAAUCAGGAAGAGGGGGCAGAAACCAGCCAGUCCGAUCAAAGCGGGAAGGAGGCGGCGCCUAAUUUGAAUUCUUUUAAGUAGAAGAAAGGAUAAAACGCAAUCCCUGAUUGAGGUUGCUUGCGUCUAAGAGCCGUGUGGGUGAGUCCUGGGAAGUUCUCUUGGCUUUUACAGACUGUGUUAUUAGGCUUUCCUUUAAUUUGUUAGGAGAAUUCAGAAAGCAGAAGUGAUGGCGUCUGUGUUUCAAAGUAUGGGGUCAACUGUUGGUUGGAGGAGCCACAAAAUACUGGCUGACUUUGAGGAAAGUCCAGCACCGGACAGGUUUAGGAAGCGGUCCUCUCGCAACCUGAAUGCCGUUCGGAUGUCCCUGCGGAAGAGAAUGCCCUUAAAGCCGGUGGAGAUGAACUUUGAUGAGAACCCGACAUGGGAGAGCUUGGAAGCCAAGGAAAAGAGUCAAAAUCUCCAAGCGCUCACAAGAACAGCCAAAAAUGUCUUUGGGACAGUGUCUCAGAAAAUCCACAAGAGCUGCCAGGGCUCCACACAGACUCUGGUGACUGCUUUGGCUAAAGCCUCCAUGACUGGUGAUGGGGGUUCCACCAGAACCCGGCGCAGCUCUCCUCACACUCCUCGGCGCAAAAGCAACAGGCUAGCUGCCAUAUCUACCCCGACAUCCAGUACCAAGAUGGUGCCCGAAUCUGACCAGAGGUCUUCUUUUCAAUCUGGCUCCCGUCGGCUUAGAGAAGAUCCUCGCCCUCUCCGGAGAUCCAGGAGGACUGCAGCCUUGAGAAGUCCAUAUGGUUCUCCUGUCUGCUCAGGCCUCAGGAGGCAAGUUGGGCAGUUUGAUUGUGACUUAGAAAUGAUCUCCACUGGCAUUCGCCAGCUGAAGCGUCUUUCCCAUGCCUUCAAUGAUAUCAUCGCCCAAGAAGAAAGAGAUCAAGCGAUUGCCAACUAUUGCCGCAUCAUGACGCAGAAUGUACAGGCUGCGCAUUUGCAGUCGCAGAGUCGCUCCCGUUUGGCGUUCAGGAAGAGAGCGUUGAGACUGCAGCGAGUGCUCAGCAGAUGGGCCGAAAUCCGCUGGAAAAACUACUAACCUGUGAAGAUGUGAAGGAUGGACUUGUGUGUGUUUGUGAAGGCUCUUUUGUAUCUGUGUUUAACUGACUCUACUCUGCAUAAGCUUAUGUCGAGAAAAGCUAAUUUUUUUUAUUUUAACUGAAAAGCUAACUUUUAAAUUUUUACCUUUGUACAUCAAUUGUUUGUUAUGCCAUAAUUCUGUAUAAAUGCUUUUUAUAAUACAUUUAUUAAAAUAUGAAACAAGAAAAAAA